This is a messenger RNA of Acaulospora colombiana, 1323 nucleotides long. Lineage: Eukaryota; Fungi; Glomeromycota; Glomeromycetes; Diversisporales; Acaulosporaceae. The record is from the annotation of a GenBank genome assembly.
CUGGCACCGGAAAAUCUCGAAACGCCAACGAAUUUCACCAGACGGCAAUCUCUUGUUUGUCAGAGCCAGAAGAUACGGAACUGUUGACCAAGAUCAAAGAAGCUUGGGUAUUUCAUGUUAGCUAUGAAAAUGGCACCACCUUACAACUGGAAGAAUCCUCUCCUUAUCGUGCCGUUGGUACUCGAAUGUUAUUUCAACUUCUUAGAGAGAAAAUGGAUCUUGAGGGAAUUAUCAAAACAUACGAGCCGGAAACUCCGAUAUUAGUUAUUUUGGUUGUUGACGGCAUGCAACAGCUUAUGGUCAACAAUGAUGAUGAUUUAAAGGCAGAUUCUCAUUUUUAUCAGACUCUCUCAAAUAUUGCAGACUCUGCAUUUAAGGGCAUUUUCGUAAUACCCGUUUGUACUUCAACAAUAACUGAACCUGUUGAGGGUACAUUGAAAUACUCGCAUCGCAAACGCGUAUAUCUACCCGUAGCUACUCUGGAACCGCCAAACGUCCGCCAAGAUCAUGGGUUGGUUCCAGUCUUUAAAGACGAUGCGAUUACUAAAAUUCUUGUGGAUGACUGUGGAGGGCAUGGAAGGGCUCUAGAAGCGCUUAAUGAGUGCUUGGCUGGUCGUAAUAUUGAAGAAUGUAAUCUGAAUACUUUGAUGAGCGAUCUGCGUUUUAAGCUUACUGAAAGAUAUCGUGAUGCUAUUUUUGGUUCCGUGGAGGACGCCAGGCCUGUUGCACGAGCAAUAUUGACUCGACGUCUCUUAAAUUUAUAUAAAAAUGAUAGUCCACAGGGAUACCUCACCGCACCGUACGUCUGGCUCUGGAUAUUUGUAGAGGUAUCUAAUAAUCAAGCAGAUCCAUUACUUCGAGAUUGGCAAUUUUCUGAUUAUGGAGAACAAAGAGCACUUAUCGAUCCUGUGUCGUCAUUGCAAGCAAAGUCAUGGCAGAGUUUUGAAAAAUUUGUCGCUUCAUUUCGUUGUUUAAAGUCAGCUGUGAUUGAAGAAGAUGAGCUAACGACGAUCUCGGAAGUUCAUGCGGGAGCGCGUUUGAAUGGAGACAUCCAAUUUAAAAAUCACAAUCUGCAACUUGAGAUUGCUAAAAACCAAACAGACACAAAAUUUGAAAAUCUCACUGCAAGGGAAUGGAAUGUUGAUUGCUAUCAUUCUACCGUUGAUGUCCGGAGAUUUAAACAUUGUAUUAUUAACGCUCCAUCUUCGCCAUCUGGGGAUGCCUUCCUUUCAUUAGAUCAGCCGGGUACCGAGAGUCCAAACGAAAUUCACCAAUACAAACAGAGGCAAAAACCGAUCAGUCAAAUGGUAUACGAAGAAGAAC